AUGUCCGAAAACAUUUUUUCAUAUGUGAGCGGAGAAACAAAAAUCUUUAAUACCAGUAACGAGAAUAUCAAAGUAAUAGUCGAAGGGAUAAAUGGCGAUAUCGCGAGGGUUUUUCUUGCAGAUAAAAAUGAUAAGCCGUAUGAGUCGACGGGUGUAGUUUUUGAGAAUGCAACGACCGAAGAACCAUUACAGCCUGUAAAAGUUAAGGAUAAAGAAAGCUAUCUCAUAACUUGGUUAUAUAACUAUAAGUUAUCCAUGGGUAGUAAGCUAAUUUUUAUGCUAGAACGACGAAAAGAGCAAAAGGAAGCGAUUAUUAGUUUAGCCCCGUUUUUCAAAAAAAAUUAA
Messenger RNA from Dentiscutata erythropus, 345 nucleotides. NCBI's taxonomy places the organism in Eukaryota, Fungi, Glomeromycota, Glomeromycetes, Diversisporales, Gigasporaceae. The record is from the annotation of a GenBank genome assembly.